This is a messenger RNA of Schistosoma turkestanicum, 4736 nucleotides long. Lineage: Eukaryota; Metazoa; Platyhelminthes; Trematoda; Strigeidida; Schistosomatidae. The record is from the annotation of a GenBank genome assembly.
AAGUUCAGCACCUAAAUCAUGUUUCUUUCGACGAAACCUUUGAAGUGGGACUAUCCUAUUUGUCCAAGGAUAACCACUAUCGGUAGAACGGGGUGUGACAUUAUUAUUGACAACCCCACGGUUGAACAGCAGCAUGCAGUUAUAGAAUAUGAUCCUUCUGAUGGUUCACUUGUCCUAAGAGACUUGUCUUCCCGUAAAGGGACAUUUGUAAAUGAUCGAAGAGUAAACGGAAUUGUUAGUAUAGCCAAAGGAGACAAACUGAGAUUUGGGUGCUGUCCUUUGACGUUUGAGUUAUCUACUCGAAAGAAUGCAUGCGAGAUACUCAGCAGGUGAAUCCUGACACUGAAGAAGGAUCAACAGAUUCAAUCCCUCCAUGGAUGAAAGUGCGUGACUAUUCAGAUUCAAGUCAAACAUAUAAGUUGCAGCACAACUCAAAUGACAAAUCUAACAUCACAUGUCCUCAAGCUGAUGAAAAUAGCAUCGAUGUACGUCUAUCCUCAAGACAAUCGGACAGACAUUCGAGCAAUAAUGAAACCAAAACAAGUCCUCUCUUCUAUGUCAAAGCAAGUGCUUCAGACGACAAAUCUAACAUCACAUGUCCUCAAGCUGAUGAAAAUAGCAUCGAUGUACGUCUAUCCUCAAGACAAUCGGACAGACAUUCGAGCAAUAAUGAAACUAAAACAAGUCCUCUCUUCUAUGUCAAAGCAAGUGCUUCAGGCUCUCCAUUGGCUAAUUCUCCUCCGAAAUCAUUAACAACAACAAGUGAUUUGAAAAGAGAAGAAUUAAGUUCAGAACAAAAAGAUAAAUUCAUUGAACAGCUACAAGAACGAAUCAAUCAUCUUACUCCAUUAGAAGCAAUCAUUGCACAGAAAGAUACAUUUAUUAAACAUUUACAAAAACAAAUCUCCCAGUCGAAUCAAACUAGUCGACGGUCGCUACGUCAUUCUGGUAGUACAACACCAAUUAUGACAUCUGACAAUCUGUCGAAUGUUUCAUCUGUACAUGAUAAUCAGAUACAAUUAGAUGAUAGUCUACCGAAUAUGAUUAUUCAACCAAUUCAACAAAUUUCUCCUCAUCCACUUGAACAACAAGAGCAACAACAAGAGAACCGAUCGAUCAGAUCACGUACUACUACUACUACUACGACUACUACUACUACUACUACUAAUACUACUGCUAUUACUACUACUACCGGUUCAGUCACCAUAACCAAUGCGGAUUCACAUUCGAACGACAAUUGUUUGUCCAAUCAUCAUCAACAACAACAACAACAACAACAAGAUGAGAAAAGUGAUCAUGUUGGUAGUAUCGGUCGUAGUGGUGGAAAUGGUAGUAGUAGUAGUAGGAGUAGUAAUAAUAAUAGUACUACAACUACUACUAGUACUUGUUGUACACAGUUAUUAUUAGAGAAAACACGUAGAGAACGUCAAAUAUUAAGUGGACUUGUUACUCAAUUGCAAAAAGAUUUAACUAAUAAAGAUGUACAAAUUAGUCGAUUAAAUAAAGAAAUCAAUCAAUUGAAAAGUCAGCUGUUAGAAAAAGAUACAAUUAUUGAAGCAUUGAAUAUGAAAUAUGCUAAAUCUCAAGAGAAGAAACAACUGGAUUCAGAGAAAAAACAAUAUGAAAAAGAAAUCGACAGCAUUCGUCAAAAGUAUAAAACUGCUGAAAAACGUUGUCAUUCAUUACAAGGUGAAUUAGAUAGAAUGGAAAUCGAUAAUCGUAAACUUAGUCAAGAUUUUGAAACGAAAUCCCUGAAUGAAAAUAAAUUACGUCAAGAAUCAGAAGAAAUGCAAAAGAAAAUCAUGGAAAUGGAACGUUCUGUUCGAAUACAUCAACUUGAUAAAUAUGAAGCUACUGGUGAGCUCGAACGUUUACGUUCACAAUUAAUGCGUAUUGUAUUCGCUGUUCUACCUGAAAAGGCGCUAAUAAGAAGUUCAAUUUCUGAAGUCAACAGUCAACCUAUUGAUAAUGCCAGUGAAUUAUCCAAUUCACCGAAAUUGUCAUUUCAUGAAAAAUUGGAUUCUAGUCAAACUAUUAUAAAUCAAAAUCAACAAUUAAUCGAUCAUGUACAAUUUCUAGCUGAUGAAUAUAAACGUUUACAACGUGAUAUGAAAGAGACUAAUUCAAUAGAAGAGAAAAUUAAACAACGUAAUAAAGAACUUGAAAAAGAAUUAGAUCAAUUCAUUGAUGUUUAUACAGAAUCUCAACAAAAUAUGAAAGAUACACCGAGGUUACGUUCAUCAUUACGAUUGAAACAACAAAUGGAAUUAUUAACUGCUUAUGUUCCGACAAGUGAAAUUUUAAAACGAUUACAACUAAUCUUGUUGAAUGAUUUACAAGAUCAAGUGAAUACACAACAACGUCUUGAAGAUUGUACACAAGAAGCGGUUGGAGCAAUACAAUCACAAAAUACUGAUAUAAAUAUAGUUAUUCGUCCAGAUGAUUUAAUUAGCACCAUAAGACAUUUAGCUGAAUUAACAUCAACAAUGAUACAACAGAAAAAUGGUUUAUUAAAACAAUUAAAAACGAAUGAAUUAGAACAUGAAGAAGAAAUGGUGAAGACGAAAUCAUUAAUACAAAAUGAAUGGAAAAAUUUCAUGGAUGAUAAAAUGGCCAAAUCAAAUUAUGAAAAUGCAGAUAAAUUACAAAAAGCUGUCGAAGAAGUUGCACGUGUAGAACGAAUGAGACAAGAACAACUAUUAUCUGAUAAAGAAGCAAUUAUUGAAGAACUUGAAAAUAAAUUACGUGAAACUCGUCAAAUUUUGGCCGAAAAACAAACUACUCAUGAAAUGGAAUUAAAUGAAGCAAAAGAAGAAAAUGACCUUGUGUUAAGAUUAAAACAAGAAAAUGAAUUGAAAGAUAAUCAAUUACAAGAAUUGAAAUCACAAUUAGAUCAACAAAAAUUGGCUGAAUUAACAUUACGUGAAGAAAUUGAAAAACAAUGUGAAUCACGUUGGAAAGCAGAUUUAGAUAGUAAUAAAGAACAAGUACAACAACAUUCAAGAACAAUAUGUGCUAUGCAAGAGCGUCUGGUCAAAAUGGCGAAACAGUUAAAUGAAUCUAAGAAUGAAGUGAUCAAAUUAAAACGUAAUAAUUCAGACUUACAACAUGAUCAUAAACAAUUACAAACUCGUCUAACUCAGGCUAAUAGCCAUAUUCAAUCUGCACGUACCAACAAAACAUCAGCACGUUCGUACGCUGAUGCAAAUAAACGUCCUUCGACCAGUUCAUCAAUGCAUGAUAAUGCAAGUGCAAGAUUAGUUGAUAAAUUAAGACUUGAAAUAUUUCAAUUAAAAACUACCAUUAAAGACCAAAAAUCUAUCAUUGAAGUUCUACGUUCGGAUUUAGAAGGGACACAAGCUCAAUUAAGUGAUUUAAGAAGUGAAUUAACUGAAGCCCAAAAGGAAGAAUUGGAAAAUGCAUUGAAUUCUAGCCGAAAAAAUAGUUUAGAAUUAUUUAAUACUAAAACACAAUUGAGUAAUUUAAAAGGUUCAUUUAAACAAUUAAAUAAAGAAUUACUGGAGAAAGAAGAGGAAAUAAAAAAAUUAAAAAAUAUGAUCGAAGAAUUCAAUAAAGGCAAAUAUGAAUAUGAGUGUAAAAUAAAACAUUUGCAAGAUACCUCUAAUCAUGAAAGACAGAAAUUUGCUGAUUAUCGUGAACAAAGUAGUGCAUCGUCCAAACUUACACAAGAACUUAAAGAUUUGGGCAAUCAGUGUAAAGGUGAAAGACAUCUAGAAAUUAUUGAUCAACAAAAAGAAGCAAUCAAUCAACUAAGACAACAAUUACACGAUCAGUGUAAGGAUUCAACAUCGAAAGGAAAUACAGAAGAUGAUGAAUUAAUUCUACAGAUUUCUAAACUAAAACGUAGUAAUGCUGAACUACGUAGUAAGGCACUUCUUGCUGAAGUAGUACCAUCAGUUAAAGUGCUAACAAACAAAUUUACUGUUGCAUUGAAUGAUGUCAGUAAUGAUAGUGAUCAAGUGUCAAUGGAUCAUAUUGGUUUGAGAAAUGCAAUGGAUGCUUUGUUUAUUUCAGAAGAGUGUUAUAUCAAUGUAAUUCGUUCAAUAUCAAAUCGUUUAGAUAUGCAUCAAGUACCCGAUCAACGAUCACUUAUACAAGUACCAAAAAUAGAAAGAGAAACAAUUAUGAAAGAACGUCAAAAUACCAUUGAUUUAUUAUCACAUAAAAUUGAAAUAUUAAAAGAUCAACUUCAUCAUAAAGAACAUUUACUUAUUGGAUAUGAACGUGAUUUGAAUCUGUUGAAACAAGCUGAAGCGUUGGCAGAAGUAAAAGCUGAACAAUUAGAUCGAUUCGUCAAUGAAUUAUACUCGAAAGAAACAGAAAUCCAACUAUUACGUCAUAGUUUGGAAAUAACACGUGAAGCAUUAUUAAAUGAACGAAGUAUAGCAUCCUCACUGAGAAAUUGUAGAAAUUCCACAUCAUCAACAUCAGCAACAAUAUCUAAUGUUAGUUCAAUCAGAGUAAAUUCUUCACAGAAGAAACAAUCUCGUCGAUUAAGCGAUGAACAUACGAACAAGGAACGAACUCAGGGGAAAUCUAAUCAUGAGAAUUUGAAACGAAAAGAUUAUGAAUUGGGCACAUUGGAAAAUAAACUAGAUGUGUGUGAUGAGAAAACUUCAAUUCAUAUCAGAUAAGAUCAUGAAAUGCGAAUACCAAUAAAAGUAUUCAAAGUUGAAAUCAUUCAAAAUCUUAAUUUUUUGCUGAUAUAUUCUAAG